AGCGUCAUCAUACCCAGCCGGCUCCUCCCAGCACCGAGGCCGGACGGCUGUUGCUAGGCGCUCUACUCUAUACAUACAUCACCACAAUACACUGCUCUACUCUAUAUAUAUACACCACCACAAUACGCUGCUCUACUCUAUACAUACAACACAGCAAUACGCUUAUUAUUCAUUUACGUGAAGUGGUAAACUUUGAGAGAGGAGGUCAUGGCUGGUGUGAGAUAUUUAGCCCGACAUGUCGGUGUCUGCAGAUAUGGUAUUCAUGCUCUUCUGAAGGCACCAAUUAAUAAGGCCCCAGCAUGGGGCAUCGUGCCACAGGUUAGGCUCAUGAGUGGACUUAGUGCACAGUUUGAGGAAGCCAAAGCCCGGCUUGGUUCAUUAAAGGAAGAUCCUGGUAAUGAUGCAAAAUUGAAGAUAUACGCACUGUUCAAGCAGUCCACAUCUGGUGCUGUGACAAGCAAGCGUCCAGGGAUGAUGGAGUUUGUAGCGCGUGCUAAGUGGGAUGCUUGGAAUGCACUUGGCACUAUAAGUAAAGAGGAUGCUCAGAAAGCCUACAUUGAACUAGUCAAUUCACUUGUGAAAGAAGAGGAAGAGACUACAGCAUCACAGGUAGACUCUGGUCAAAAAUAUAAAACACUCCUGGUAUCUUGUGAUAAUCGUCUUCGUACAAUAACCCUUAAUCGCCCAUCCAAGAAAAAUGCACUCACUCCAGAAAUGUAUGAAGAGUGGAUGGCUGCUCUGAAAGAAGCCGCAGAAGAUCCCAACACUACGAUUACAGCAAUCACAGGGUCUGGGGACUACUAUUGCUCAGGGAAUGAUCUUUCCAAUUUUGCCAAUGUUGAUCCUAGCAAUAUGCACAAUGCUUCCAAGGAAGGUGGAGUUCUGCUGGAGCGGUUUGUGUCUGCUUUUAUUGAUUUCCCAAAGCCCCUAAUAGCUGUUGUUAAUGGUCCCGCAAUUGGAGUCUCUGUCACGAUCAUGGCGCUGUUUGAUGCUGUUUAUGCUUCAGACAAGGCAACUUUCAACACUCCAUUCAGUGCACUUGGGCAGUCUCCUGAAGGCUGCUCUUCAUACUUGUUCCCAAAGAUUAUGGGUCCAGGGAAAGCUGCAGAGAUGCUCCUCUUCAACAAGAAGAUCACAGCACAGGAGGCCUAUAACAUUGGUUUAGUGACCGAUGUGUUUCCCGAGGACAGUUUCCAGAAUGAAGUUUGGCCCAAACUACAAGCCUAUGCUAAGCUUCCUAUAAAGUCCCUUGUCUACUCUAAAGCCCUGACACGAGAUUUGGAGAAGGAUACUCUUCAUAAGGUGAAUGCAGCUGAAUGCGAACGUCUGGUUGAGCGGUGGGUGUCUGACGACUGCCUCGACGCUAUUAUGAGGUUCUUUAACCGCAAGUCAUAGAAAACUUGUAAAAAUGUAUGCAUAUUUAAAUGUUUUAAAAUGGUAACAAAAAAUAAAAUUCACACUAUAAUAUUUGAGGUGUCCAAAACAAAUUUAUAUAAAUUUCAUACCUGAAGCAUCUUUAUUGCUCUUCAUGCUACAGGUAGAUGUUUACUUUCUGUAAUACUGUAUUAUCAUUUAAUGUCAUUAUACUAUGGAUAUGGAAAUGUUUAUACAGAAGUAUAAAGUGUAUUACUAUAUACUAAUUCUGAUGGUUGGCAUCUUAAGUAUAAAUAAAAUAUUAUAUGUUGAAUUGCAGAACAUAAUUACCCAUUCUGAUAAACAAUUUAAACCGAUGACUGGAGUUUACUGAAAAUAAAUUAACAUUCAUAAUUAAUUUUUGUAGAUUAAAAUUAUGCAAUGUAUUUCUUUUAAAGAUAGUGAAAUGAUUUAAUUACUUAUGGAAGGAAGUUCGACUUUAUAUUGUAAUAUUUUGGUAAAAUUUUGGACACCUUAUAAAAGGCUCAUAAUUUUUGUAUAGAAAAUAAAGUGAAAAACAUUGUGAACAAAUUAUGAAAAUUUAUUACAGUAUACAGCAAUUUUAGCAUUUGUUUUUUUUUAACUUGCUUAUUCAUAAGUAAUUGAAAUUCAUUAAUUGUUCAAUUUUAUUUUUGUAAGAUAAAAUCAUAAUUAGGAAAAAAUACAUAGAAUGUGUAGUGUAUUUCUACUUAUGAAGCACAAUACUGUGUAAAGUUUUUUUUAGUGAAGCAAUUGCAAUAUUUUCUUAUUGAUAAUACAUCUCGAUUUGUAUUGAGAAUGAAAAAGAACUAAGAGCACAUAACAAUGCAAAUAGUUAUAAUAUUUCAUAGUAUUUAGAAUAAAUGUAUAUUUUUAAAAGCAUUCAUUUGCUAAUCUUUCAGAGGUAAGUUUUUUAAGUGGUAUAGUGUUAUAUAUGAUCUAAUAGUUAAACUGUAAAAUGCUGUUGUAGAAUUCUAUUGCAUAUUUAAAGUACUGUACAAUGGCUGUGACGAGGGUUGCACCCUCGUCACGGCCCUUGUGGAUUUGUUCAUUUGAUGCAUCAUGCUAUUGUGAUUUCUGUGUGUACAAGAAAUGCAUUGCUGACAGGUUUCUUCUGCAUGCAAGCUUAUCUUUUAAGUGAAGCAUUUAAUAAACAAAAUUUUGGAACUGG
Molecule: messenger RNA, 2563 nt
Organism: Procambarus clarkii (red swamp crayfish)
Lineage: Eukaryota; Metazoa; Arthropoda; Malacostraca; Decapoda; Cambaridae
Product: enoyl-CoA delta isomerase 2
Molecular function (GO): fatty-acyl-CoA binding
Source: RefSeq, a predicted model, not a curated record